CAGAGCGCUCUCCUUCGAUGGGAGGCUUCAAGUGACAUGCACUGCAAUGACGGCAGAGUGGGUGGGAGCUCACGGGGGAAAAUCGCUGCUGCUGUGGCGUGCUGCGGCGAGUUUGGCGACACCAUUUUCGUUUUCCAAAGCCAAAGCACUGUUUUGAAGACACCCCAAAAGACCGAAGGGAGGGGGCAGUGUUUCCCACAUUUGAGACACCGCUCUGCUUCGCCUCACAUCUGUGUUGUUUGCAGUGGGAGCCAGAAGCGUGCGCACGCCGCCGAGGUGAAAGGGAAAUCUCCGAUCUGAUCCGCGAGACGAGGUCACCAAGCGCACACAUUGACGGGCCGUCGCUGCGCGAGAGCGUGUGGAAUAGUCGUGUGGAUAAUGGCUGCCAGACUCCGUGAUACAGACACUCAAUGAAGAAGCAGUGUGUGGAGAAGAGACAAGGGCGACGACAGCAGCAGCAACAGCAGCAGACGUGGAAGCGUGGAGGAGGGCGAGGAGGCGAGGGCGAGGAUGGUGAGCCGCAGCCAGGCCAAGUACGAGCUGAUCCAGGAGGUGGGCCGCGGCAGCUACGGCGUGGUGUACGAGGCGGUGGCGCGCAGCUCGGGCGCCCGCGUGGCCGUCAAGAAGAUCCGCUGCCACUCGCCCGAGAACGUGGAGCUGGCGCUGCGUGAGUUCUGGGCGCUCAGCAGCAUCCAGAGCCAGCACCCCAACGUCAUCCACCUGGAGGAGUGCGUGCUGCAGAGGGACGGCCUCGCCCAGCGCAUGAGCCACGGCUCCAGCUCCUCACUCUACCUAGAGCUGGUGGAGACGUCGCUAAAGGGCGAGAUCGCCUUUGACCCGCAGUGCGCCUACUACCUGUGGUUCGUGAUGGACUUCUGCGACGGCGGCGACAUGAAUGCCUACCUGCUGUCGCGCAAGCCCAGCCGCCGCACCAACACCAGCUUCAUGCUGCAGCUGGGCAGCGCGCUGGCCUUCCUGCACCGCAACCAGAUCAUCCACCGCGACCUCAAGCCCGACAACAUCCUCAUCUCGCAGGGCCGCACGCCGGCCGGCUCGCCCGAGCCCACGCUCAAGGUGGCCGACUUCGGCCUGAGCAAGGUGUGCUCCACGUCGGGCCUCAACCCCGAGGAGCCGGCCAGCGUCAACAAGUGCUUCCUGUCCACGGCCUGCGGCACCGACUUCUACAUGGCGCCCGAGGUGUGGGAGGGCCACUACACGGCCAAGGCGGACAUCUUUGCGCUGGGCGUCAUCAUCUGGGCCAUGGUGGAGCGCAUCACCUUCGUGGACGUGGAGACGCAGAAGGAGCUGCUGGGCAGCUACGUGCAGCAGGGCGGCGAGAUCGUGCCGCUGGGCGAGGCGCUGCUGGAGAACCCCAAGAUGGAGCUGCUCAUCCCGGCGCGCAAGAAGAGCAUGAACGCCAGCAUGAAGCAGCUGAUCCGCGAGAUGCUCUCCGCCAACCCCCAGGAGCGGCCCGACGCCUUCGAGCUGGAGCUCCGCCUGGUGCGCAUCGCCUGCCGCGAGCUCGACUGGGACACAUGAUGGCGGGCAGGUGCAUGAUGGGAAGGCGGAGGACUACUGAGUGCACAGCGCACAGCACAGCCCACUCGACCCCGACACAAACCCUUAAAGGGCUUUGGGUUUCGUUUUGAUGUUUUGUUUUUGGUCUCUCUCUCUUUUUUUUUUUUUUGUAAAGAAGUGAAAGCAAUGCGAAGCAACGCCGAACAAAUCAGGACUGGGGACUGGUGGCGCUAAACAAGAACAGUUACUUGCACUUAAAGUGCAAAUCUCUCUCUUUUUUUUGAUUUUCCUUGUUUUUUGUUUGCUUGUUACGAAGACGACAAUAAAACACAAACACAAUCACCCACCAACCACUGGGUGCAGGUAUCUAUGCAUCCUUUUACUAACUGGUUUGGAGGGUUUUUUUGUAACAAUUUUUUUUGUAAUUGUGUUUUUCUGGUUUUAUAUAUCAAGGGAAAUAUAAGAAAUCAAUUGGUCCUUGACAUUUCUUUCUUGUAGUUAUGUGACAAGAAUAGCGACGUGUGGCGUUUACCACGGCAACUGUUCCUAAGGUUGCCCCGUAAGCACAGUGUUUUCUGCGGGCUUUCGGUUGAGUGCUGGCCGAAGCCUUCGCUUUAUCUUACUCUUCAGGAAUUAUCCGCAUCACGUUUUCCACCUCGUCCUCGUCGCUGUCUGAGGAGGAUCGGAUUGCACCAGCACCCUUCCACUGUUACCCCCCCCCCCCCCCCACACACACACACACAUACACACCACCCCCUGAAAAAAAUCUGUUUGAUCUCGUCGGCGCGCCUGGAAGCAUGGGGAUUUAAUUAGCAGAGUUGGAAUGCCGUCUGGCAAAAGCAAACUUCUGAUGGGUCCUCCCCUGGUAUCUCGUCUUCCUCUCCUCUCCUCUCUUCAUCUCUUUUCUCUGCUGGGAACCUUCCUUAUUUCCUCCCCUCGCCCCCAGUCUGACAGCCCCAUUGACUGUUUGUGUCUCUGGACAGCCCUGAGGUUUCUUGUUUUCUCUGUCUCCGGCUGGCUGGCUCUCGCGUCUGGUGCUAACGUCAGCUCUGAUGCAACUCCGUACACACAGGGAAAAAAAGCCUCUUUUCUUGACACGCUUGACCAAAACCUCCACCAACGCCACUGACCACAAGCCAAUGGCAUCCGAGUGGCUGGUCUGUGCUAAUCUUCUGUGAUCAUUAUGGGCUGUACUCUCUGUCUGCCAGUUAGUUUUACUGGAUGGGUCAUCAUGAUGUCAUUUUACUGUUUUUACUGCUGUUGCCAGACUUUCUUGAAAACAUCUGAUUCUGUAGUCAGGUUGCCAGUGGAGUUUAAACUUCAUGUUCUGUGCUAGAAGGGGUGAGUGUACUAUUUGCAGGCUCCUGACUCUAAAUUGACUUAGUUACUCGGUGCUUUAAUGGAAGUAUCAGUGGAAACAGCCAUUAAUGCAUGUCUUCAGCCCCUACUUAGAAUAAAAAAAGGCAGAGAGCAGUACAGUAUGUGUGCAGGUGAAAAAAAAUGCUGCUGAAUUUAUUUCAUUUGAAAUUUUUGUUCAGUUGAAUUUUUUACGAAACGCCUCUCAUUCAAAGGUCUGUGUUAUCACUUUAGAGAGUGGUAGGAUUGCAAGAGGCAGUAAAACAACACAAAAUCUUUUGACUUGAUUGGACCGGGGCAAAUUUUGGCCAGACCUGUUCUAGAGUCUUCCAAAAAGUUCCGUGGAACAGAGCGUGCGGGACCAGGCCCCCUGCAGUGCAGCCUCUGUAGGUGACCUCACCUGGACACACGCCGCUUGGGCUAGUGGAGCAAGUAACCUUUACGCUCUGACAACUGUUCCACUUUUUGCCAGCUUGUGUGUGUGUGUGUGUGUGUGUGUGUGUGUGUGUGUGUGUGGGCAGGCAGGCUGGUGUGCAGGUGUGAGCAGGGUUAAUCUGUGCCGAGGCUAGCAGGUGUUUGCGACCUGUGCUUUUCCUCUGGCUCUAAGCCAGUCCUGUGAUCUGGGUUGAACCCAUGGAGUGGAGUGGGGUGUUUUGGGUGUGGGCGGGCUUGGGUGAGUGGUCAGUUUGUGUCUCUUUUGGACAGAACACAGAUGCAGUGAUGUGAAUGUUUCAACGAAUUGCCUAACGAGAGAAUUUGAGGAAUUUGCCCCCCCCCCCCCCCGCUAAUGUAAUUAAAUUCCCUGAGAAAAAGAUGGGAGAAAAGGGGUCGGCAGGCGUCAAGCUGCUUACUGAAGGGAGCAUAGAGGCCCUUAUUGUUGCCUAAACAUCCACUUCUUGAGUUUGAGGCCGAGUGUGUUGCCUUGCAGAAGCCCAACAUUUCUGAACUUGAAUCUGCAAACUUGAAGGAUUGUCUUAAAGGGACUCGGUGUGGGUGUGUCGGAAGGGGUGGGGGGAACGGGGACUUGAGCACUUGAGGGACUUGACAGCUUAGCUUAAUUUUGUUUUUCUGCCCACAAUUUUUUUGAUCCUCUUUGGUGCACCCAUGGCUUCCUAUUAGACUCUACUGAAAAGCGCUUUUUAGAGAGCGUGUACUCACGAGAGAGAGAGAGAGAGAGAUGGUCAAGACAGGUGACACACAUAGACAUCACAUGUUCCUCAAGACGAGAAGCCACCACUGUCCUCACACUUACACACACACACACUCACACCUUUUCAUACACUCACAGCAAACCUCUGGUUGCUGAGGCAUUGUCAGUUUUGGACACUUGAUGCUGCUGAGGUGAAUUUGAUCUCUCACUGUGUAAAGCCCUCCUGACACACACACACACACACACACACGCACACACACACCCCUUAUGGCACUCGAUCCCACUGGUAAUCCCUUUCGCCACGCUUCUGACAGCCCCACAGUAAGCCUGUUAGGUUGUCACAGCAGCUGGCAAAGACAGGCCCGGGGGAUGCGGGGUGGGGAGGGGGGACCCAAAAUACCUUUCAGGUCAACAUCUUUCUACCAGCUCCACUGUAGUGGGAACGAGGGGUGUGCCUCUCAAUUCUGUUCUGCAGCAGCAAUAUUUUUUAGGGACGUGGGGGAUGGGCAUGUUGUUUCCCUAAAAAAGAAAAACAACACACACACACGCAGACACACAAAAAACUGAGACGCGCUAAGCUCUCAAUAUUUAAUGCAGUAGAUGCAGAUUUCAGGGUCACUUUACUCUUCCUGCUUGUCUUGCCUUGGUGCUCUUGACAAACGGUCACCAGCAAAAGCACGGCACCUGCUCUACACACACAUACACACACACACACACAAUAUCCUGGAAUGUUUGCAUGGAGGCUUGCCUUUAUAGAAGCACUGACAGGGUUAACCUGUAAUCCAUAAUAUGGCCACAGGAGAGAUGGGUGUACAUCACGCUGUUGUUUUGCAUUUGCCUUUCUCUCUCUCUCUCUCUCUCUCUCUCUCUCUCUCUCUCUCUCUCUCUCUCUGAGAUUAGCUGAAUUUAUGCCUUAUUUCUAAAUUUCCUGCCCAUGUAAGCACUUGAUAUAUCAAAAAAAGAAAAAGAAAAAGAAAAUGACUGUGCACUUAGCCUAGAGAGCAGUGGACCGGUGAAGGAACGUGUGUUGUUUUUAUUUCUUUUCUUUAGCCCGUAAUCUUAUAGGGCAGAUUGUGUUUGAGUGGGUCCACCUUGUUCCGAGCUUAUUGAAUGACAUGUGUAUAUGAAAGUGCUGUCAGUAUUUAAGUCUGCUUGUCAUACAAGUUGACUUAACGCCCACAUUUGUUUUCUCUCUCUCUCCUUUGCUUCUUUUAAACACUUGUGUGAUUGAACACAGGGAACUGCACAGUGACAAGGCCAGCCACUAGACUAGACUAGACCGAUAUUCAGUUUUCAAAGUAGGUCAUUAUCAUCUCUUUGCCCUGGAGGCUGCUGGGAGAUGGAAGAGGCUGCUGGGAAAGUUUAUGUGAGGACACAUGGGCUGUUUCCGAGAUUGCAUACUGCAUACUGCUGGUAUGCUGAUCUUGACAGAAUAGUGGUGAGGCGUAUGCAGCUAGUAGUCUAGCAUUUCGGCAUUUCGGAUACAGCCAUGGGGUCUCCCUGCAAGUCUCUACGAGCUAGAGAAGGGAGCCUUUCCAUGAAGUCCCUUUUCAGUGAACCCAUCUUUUUUUUGGAUUUUUGCCAAAACCUCAAGACACUGUCCUCAAAACACAAGAUUAUUAAUCUUCAAAAAUGAGUUCCACUUUGAAGAUUCUUAAUCUUUUGUAUGCAUAGACUUUCUGUGGUUUGAUUAGAUCCCAUUGUUGUAUAUACUGUACAGGGGUUGUAUAGAUUGAAGAAAGUGUAAAAGAUGUUUUUUCUUUCUUUUUAUUUUGAGGGAUGACAUCAUGGAUUGGACCAUGAUUCAAUCUGACAUUGUUGCUGUGAUGGGUUUGGUUUUCCAGAUUUGUUUUGUGUGUGUGUGUGCGCAGACAACUUAUUACAGUUUUCUUUCCAGUCUCUGUAUAAAUGAGUCAAUGAAUUGCCAUUCAGAAUGCGAUGUGGUGUGCCUGUACUGUUGGUAAUUGUCUGUGUCCAUUGGCUGCGUGUUUAUCCUUUAAACCACCCACCACCCACCCCAACCCCCGGUCCUUCCUUCCGUCUCCACCAACUGGAGUGGGCCCAGCCGACUUUUCCACUACCUCCCAGCACUCAGUAGAACUUAACACUGUGGACAGAAUUGAACCCGGUAGCAUAAACACACUCAUAAACACACACAUCCCAUUACAUAUUUCAGUAGAAGUUAGCGAAGCUCAGAUUUCUGGUUUCAUCAUUUUUUGGUCCUUGGGUCCAAUAGCAGCAGCAGCAGCAGCAGUAGUACUGCGAGUCACGGAUGACCAAAACCAUCACUGUGUCAGGACGUAUCGUGUUGAGUUGUUGAAUGCAUCACCCACCGGCUGCUCAACCAGAAUUGCAUUGGUUAACAGAUCCCAAUGCUGAGGGGUCUCUGAAUGGAUGUGUAAUGGCAGCAGCCAUGACUGGGGGAAUGUAAUGAUCAAGUUUUAUGUUGAAAAGAAGAAGGAAAAAAAUAAACCUUAAAACCAGUCAGAUUUUUCCCCUUUUUUUCCAAGAACGAAUUUUCUCUCUGAGUCAGUGUAAAAUAUUUUGAGAAUGAUUGAAAUUUAUCAAAAGCAAUGUUGUAAAUGAAUGUGUAAUUUAUUGUUGCUUUUGCUUUAUAAAUAAAGAAAGAAAUAAACGAA
Sardina pilchardus (European sardine) is the source of this 6663-nucleotide messenger RNA. It is a transcript of the gene pdik1l, whose product is annotated as PDLIM1 interacting kinase 1 like. The record is from RefSeq and is a predicted model, not a curated record. Gene Ontology annotation, biological process: protein phosphorylation. Gene Ontology annotation, molecular function: protein kinase activity; ATP binding. Gene Ontology annotation, cellular component: cytoplasm; nucleus. NCBI's taxonomy places the organism in Eukaryota, Metazoa, Chordata, Actinopteri, Clupeiformes, Clupeidae. Bases 511 to 1539 code for a protein of 342 amino acids. The transcript is spliced from 3 exons.